GGGGGCCUAGGCACCAGCUUUACUGGUGCAGGAGGAUGUUGAGGACACAAUUGAAGUAUAUGAGAGGUUGGAUGGGGUUAAUAAUGAUACAUUUGAGGGCUUAGGUGACUCAGAUGAGGACCAUCAUAUGAUUGAGUAUAAAAUUGAUGAUGUUCCCACUGAUAAUUUUAAUGUUAACUUUACUCUUGCAUCUGAUGCUAUCCAAGAGAGAGGAAAGAAAAGAGUUAGCUCUACUUUGCAUGAUAAGAAAUGCAAGAAGGUUGGGGGUGCUGCACAACUAUCUCAGCAAUUGAGUCGUCUUAUUGAUGCAGUGGAGAAGAAAAGUACAGUGCCAUCCAAGAUGAUUGAUAAACCUGGACGUAGUAUCGAUGAGGUGAUGGACGUAGUGCAUAUGAUGCCUGAGAUGGUAGCACAACCUGAACUGCUUUUGAUUGCUGCUGAGGUGCUCCUUAAAAGAGAACAUCGAGAGAUGUUUAUGGCACUCCGAGAUACCAAUCUUCGAAUUGAAUGGCUCAAGCGAAUGUCAAACUUACAUAAGUAGUUGUUGACGUACUAUUAUGGCAAUAUGUUUUGUAGUUUUAAUUAUGAACUUCUAUUAUAGAAUGAUGAUGGACUAUAUGUAUUUGUGGUAUCUCUUGGAUAAUGUAUCGUGGAUGCUAUUGAUUUUAUGGAUAUUAUAGAUGUUAUGAUUUUGUGAUAUUAUAUGUAUUUGCAUUAUAUGUUUAUAUAUCAUUUGUUUUAUUUGCUACAGAUGUUUUAUUUUUUGCAUAAUAUGUUUUCUACAGGUAUGGGCAGCAUUGACAAUAGUUCUGAGGAGAAUUAUUCCAGUGAAGAUGAGAUAGUUGAUGAUGAUAAUUAUAAUAUUCUACUAACUGCAACUGUUGGUAUGGUUACUGAAUAUUACACAAAAUAUAUUGAAAAGGAGCCUUGUAGGACCUCUUAUCAAACCGGAUACAAGUUUGUAUCAGAAAUUUUACAUGGCAAUCCAUAUAGAUGCCAACAACAAUUUCGAAUGGAAAAACAUGUAUUUAUUAAUCUGUGCAUGGAAUUGAAAAUCAAAUAUGGUUUAAAGGCUUCUAGAUAUAUUCCUGUUGAGAAGCUGGUGUCUAUGUUUUUGAUGAUUCUAGGACAUGGGUUUGGGAAUAGGAUGGUUCAAGAAAGAUUUCAACAUUCCGGAGAAACAGUUAGUAGAUAUUUCACCCAUGUUUUAAAUGUUGUUUUAAGGAUGUCCAAGGAUAUUAUUAGCCCGCUGGAUAAAGAGUUCAAAAAUAUUCCAAGUAAAAUCCGCAAUGAUCAUCGUUGGUGGCCUUAUUUUAAGGACUGCAUUGGAGCAAUUGAUGGCACCCAUAUACCAGUGAAAAUUUCUUCAUCCAAACAAGUACCAUAUAUUGGCCGAAAAGGGAUUCCUACACAAAAUGUUAUGGCUUGUUGUGAUUUUGAUAUGCGUUUCACUUUUGUUUGUGCUGGAUGGGAAGGUACUGCUCAUGAUACUCGUAUUUUUUUAGAUGCUAUACACAGAAAAGAGCUCCAAUUUCCACACCCACCUAGAGGUAAAUAUUAUUUGGUGGAUGCAGGAUAUCCUCACAUGUUGGGAUAUAUGGGGCCUUACAAAGGGGAGAGGUAUCAUUUACCAGAUUUUCGACGUGGAAGUCAACCAAAGGGUAUGCAUGAAAUCUUUAAUCAUGCACAUUCCUCCCUGAGAUACACUAUUGAGAGGACAUUCGGAUGCUGGAAAAGUAGAUGGAGAAUGUUGAGUACCAUGCCCAACUUUUCUUAUCAUAAACAAGUCCAAAUUGUGGUGGCUUCCAUGGCUAUUCAUAAUUUUAUUAGAAAUCAUGCAAUCAAAGAUUUGGAGUUUCAGCCUUAUGAUGAUAAUGAGGAUCUACUCCCUUCUGAUUGUUUAGAGAUUAAUGAACCACAGGAAGAACUGAGUGCAGAGCAAAGCCAAAUAUUGGGUAACCGUGAGAUGGAUAUUCUGCGUGAUCAUAUUGCUUCUCAACUUAUAGCUCGUUGACUUCUGAGUGCAGUGCAAUUCCACAUGUUGUUUUAUUUUGUAUUUGACCAAACAUGAAUGUUCGUUGUAUUUUUGUUGCUACUACGUCAACAAUGUAAAAAAGUAUGAACAAGGUAAAGUUAGAGAGGAUGGAUAUUAACUAUGUGCAAUCCUUGAUUAA
Messenger RNA from Phoenix dactylifera (date palm), 2174 nucleotides. The record is from RefSeq and is a predicted model, not a curated record. Lineage: Eukaryota; Viridiplantae; Streptophyta; Magnoliopsida; Arecales; Arecaceae.